CUUUGUUUUUCAACCACACAGCAUUAUAUUCGCACUGUGUACUUCGCUUUGCGACGCAUGUUGCAUGUUAAUUCUAGUUACUAGCAAGCAGCACGUUGAAACGUCGGCAGUACUUGGAUUGCCCAUGAUUAAAUUAGGAUAUUCGACGUCUACCCGGAUUGGGCACCGAAGAUUUACGCGACGACGACCCUGACGGUUACCCACAUGGCGCCCUCCUUCUUGACACCCGAGACCACCCGAGGGCAGUGGCUUCCGUCAUGCAUGCCUACAUGCCCUUACACCUUUCCCGUCACCUUGCUCGUCACCUCAACACCCAUCGCAGCUGUCCUAACACUGAUUCCCUUCCCUUUUGGUCCGCCCUCUGCAGCCGGCUGGGCAGCAUGGCUCCUGGCAUUGGGUACUGCGGCCCAGGGGAGCUGCUGCUUCGCUGACGCGCCCAGUCAGCAGGGUUCCGAGGCGCCAGCAGGAGGUGCGCCCGGCACCGGUGCCAGCGGUGAGGCCGCGCCCACGCCGCUGACCAACCACCCUCUGGAGUACGAUCCGGUGACCAAUGAGCACACGGCCAAGAUGACGAUGGCGCGUACGGCAGCCCUGGAGUACUACAACGCGGGAAAGUACACGCAGGCUGAGGCCAAGUUCCGCGAGGCGGUGGAGGAGGCGCAGCUGGGCUUCGAGGCGGCCGACCCGCACAUCGCCUCCGCCAAGAACAACCUGGCGGAGUUCCUGCGCAACGUGGGCCGCUGGGACGAGGCGGAGGCGCUUUACAUGGAGGCCCUUGACCUGUUGGAGCGCAACUACGGUGAGAAGCACUGGCUCUACGUCUCCGCGCUGCACAACCUGGCCCUCAGCUACGAGGCGCGCGGCGACCUGGGCGCGGCGCGCUCCACCAUGGAGCGUGUGCUGGCGCUGCGGCUGGCCAUGUUCGGGCCGCGACACUUCCUGUAUGCGGACUCGCUGUUUGCGCUGGGCCACAUGCUGCGGGCGGUGCCGGGGCAGGGUGCUGCGGCGCUGAGCAUGAUGGGGGAGGCGGUGAGGCUGCUGGAGGAGGCAGAGAAGGUGCAGGUCAAUGUGGUACUGCACUGGCUAACGGAAAUGGCCAGCUGCCACAACGCGGACGGCAACCCGCAGGAGGCGGCGUCGGCGCUGCGCCGCGCAGUGGCGCACUUUGCGACGGAACGCGGCGACGACGCGGCGGCGGCGUCGGCGCUGAAUGAACAGCUCAUUGAGGCGCUGGCGGCGGCGGGCAAGCCGGCGGCAGCGGCGGAGGUGGCGGCGGCGGCGCUGGCGGCGCGGCGGCGGAUGUUUGGUGAGGGAGCGCAGGUGGUGGCGCAGACGGAGCUUCGAGUGGCGCAUUUCCAACUGCUGGCUGCGCAGGCUGGUGAGCCGGCGGCGGCUGCCGAGGGUGCUGGUGCCGGCGAGGGCCCGGGCCCCGCGCUGCGGGCGCUGCAGCACGCGGAGGCUGCCGCCCGCAUCAGCACUGCCACCGUGGAGGAGUGUAGCAAGCGGGGGCUGCUGUCGGGGCCGCCGCCGGAGAGGUUGCUGAUGCGGCUGCGUGCGGCUCACACGCUGGGUAGCGCCGCCAAGCUGGUCGCCACGCUGGCAGGAGUGGGCGACCCGGCGGCCCUGGCAGCGGCCGCCACCGCCGCCGCCUCAGCACCCUCAGCUGCCACAACUGCCACCGCAACGGAAGCACCUGCAGCGGCGGUGCCUGCCACCACCACCAGCACCUCCUCCUCCUCCUGGUCCUCCUGGUGGCCCUUUGGGCGGGGAUCCAAGGGCGCCAAGACGGCGGGCGAGGGGCAAAGCGAGGAGCAGCAGGGACAGCAGCAGACGGCGGGUCCCAAGGCUCCCGCGCUGCCGCUGCCGCCCGCGGAGCCGGUUGCUGAGCUGGCACUGGCGGACCGGCGGCUGGAGCAGGCGGCGGCGGUGCUGGGGGCCGCGGCGCAGGCGGGGCAGGAGCUGCUGCAGGCCGUCGGCUCGGGUCGGCGGCAGCUGCCUCGCGGCGUGAGCAGCGACGAGGUGGCCGGUCUGCUGGUGGAGGCGCAGCUGCAACUGCUGGACGUGUUGGAGCGGCUGGGGCUGGUGCUGCAGGCGCGGGUGGCGGCGGGGCAGGGCGCG
Molecule: messenger RNA, 2118 nt
Organism: Astrephomene gubernaculifera
Lineage: Eukaryota; Viridiplantae; Chlorophyta; Chlorophyceae; Chlamydomonadales; Astrephomenaceae
Source: the annotation of a GenBank genome assembly